Molecule: messenger RNA, 1833 nt
Organism: Macrosiphum euphorbiae (potato aphid)
Lineage: Eukaryota; Metazoa; Arthropoda; Insecta; Hemiptera; Aphididae
Source: the annotation of a GenBank genome assembly
AUGUGGCUAGUUAACUUUUUUACUAAAACAAAAAACAAUGGACGUGAGGACGAUAUUAACAAAGAUAAGGUUCACGAGGAAUCAAUCAAUAUUUCAUCAAAACAUAAAGAGGAACCAGUUAUUAAUGAUUUGAAAAAAAGAGUUGAAAAAGUAAAAAAGAUACACACAAAAUUACAAGAAUUACAAAAUAAACAAGACUUAAAUUUAAACAAUAACCUCAUAAAUACCCUACGCGACAAAGACAAACAAUGUGCGUCUACGAUUAAAAAUGAAAAUAAUUUAGAAAUAAAUAAUUAUAAAAUAGAGGAUAUACUGAGGAUUAUACCAGUUAUAGAAAAUAAUCUACAAUCACUUACAGAGAAAGUAUCUUGUUUAUCUAGCUUAUUUGAUGCGAAGCAGCUCAAUGCCAAAACAGUAACUGAACAAAAUAAUUCAAAUAAUUUUAAUAUAAACACUGCUUCAAGCUCUGUAAAUAAAUUGAAUGUUGUUGUAGAUAAAACAAUACAAACAAAUAAAUUUACUUCACAGGGUUUAGUUUCUAAAGGCAAUAAAAAAAUGCGUAAAAACAAACGAAGGGUUAUUACCAAAAAAAAAUAUUCUUAUCAAAAGGUUAAAAUUCGAAGAAUUUCUACUAAAAUAAUUAAUAAAGAUGAUAAAAAAGAUCAAGUUAUGAAUGAAGAAAAUGUACCCGGUUACGGUGUUAAGUCAAUUGAUCAGUUGACCAAUUUAGAUGGGCAAUUAGAAUCCUUUUUUACAAAAAUACAGUCAGCUUUGACUCAAUGUAAAAUUGACCAAGGAAAAGAAAAAUCGGAAAUUUUGUUUAAUCUGUUCAGACUGGACGAUAAAAUAAACACGAACUACACGAAAGUGAAUAAAUUAAUGUCCAAUAUCGAACAGUUAAGUAAAAUUAACGAUUUCGUCAAUCACGUACCUUUGAAAAAACAAUUAAAUCUUGAAAUAAAAAAUAAACAUGAUCUGAAAAAAAGUAUAGACGAUGUUAAAAUAUGUAUUGAUUAUUUAAUAAAACCAAAUCUUAUUGAUACACUACAAACUCAACAGUCUGUUACUACCGAUACUCCAAUUACAAGCACUAAUAUUAAUCGCACGUGUACCUCAAAUCGGUGUGUUUGCAAAUUAAUAGACAAUACUAAUACUGCUAGUACACAGACUAUAAAUUCACAUGAUGCUAAAAAACAAAUGAAGUACGGUGAUAUCAUUUUAUGUGAGUUUUUAAAAUCGAAGCUAACUUUGGAAAGGAUAAAUAGAGACGAUCAUCAACAAAUAUCACAGGUAAAUCAGUUUUCAAAUCAAAUCGACGCCAAUAAAAACAGCUAUUCAUCAUUAUGUUCAAAACAAUCGAAUCUUUUUUCAAAUAAUGGAAAAUGUGAUGGAAAUCAAAUAGACAUCCAAAAAUCUAGUCAGUUAUUAGUAUGUUCAAAAAAAUCAAACCAUCUAAUAAAUAAUGAUAUAAGACAGGAAAACCCAAAAAUUAACCAUUUAACUGUAUGUCCCAAGAAAUCUGUACAUAAUUUUUUUAAAUUUGGUAUUGAAAAUCACACUACAUCCAACCAACAGAAUACAAAGAAAUCAGUUCUUGAAAAAAACAAAAUUUGUGAUUUUCUUUCGUCUCAGCCAAUUCCAGAAUGGAUAAGACUCGAUGAGAAUCUCAUUAAAUCGGAUAAUGUAUGCUGCAAGGCUGCUGCUAAAUCGUCACUAUCAAAUUGCACUUUAAAUGUUAGUAAGUCUUAUAAUAUUGAACGAAUAAUAAACGACAGUCAUGACAAAAAUGAUAUAGUUUACGAAAUUACACAGAAACCCGAUGUUCCAAAAUAA